Syngnathus typhle (broad-nosed pipefish) is the source of this 3542-nucleotide messenger RNA. It is a transcript of the gene paqr7b, whose product is annotated as progestin and adipoQ receptor family member VII, b. The coding region runs from base 187 to 1245 and encodes 352 amino acids. NCBI's taxonomy places the organism in Eukaryota, Metazoa, Chordata, Actinopteri, Syngnathiformes, Syngnathidae. Gene Ontology annotation, cellular component: plasma membrane. Gene Ontology annotation, biological process: response to steroid hormone. Gene Ontology annotation, molecular function: steroid binding; nuclear steroid receptor activity. The transcript is spliced from 2 exons. The record is from RefSeq and is a predicted model, not a curated record.
AGAGCUGUCUGUCAAAAGACCUUGCCAUCCUCUUGGAGUCUGCGCCCUAACCGCCGAGCACCGUUCCAGCCACGGCCAUCCUCCAUCCGUGUAACUCGUCGUACAAUGUUUUUAAAAAUUUAUCAAGCAGCCAGUCCUUCGUCGUCUGCAGAUUCUUUGGAUUGAUACCACCAUUUUCAGUUUGCCAUGGCGACGGUGGUGAUGGAGCAGAUCGGCCGCCUGUUCAUCAACGCCCAGCAGUUGCGUCAGAUCCCUCAGCUGCUCGAGUCGGCCUUCCCCACACUGCCUUGCACGGUCAAGGUGUCCGACGUUCCCUGGGUGUUCCAAGAGCGUCACAUCCUCACCGGCUACAGGCAGCCGGACCACAGCUGGCGCUACUACUUCCUCACCCUCUUCCAAAGGCACAACGAGACCAUCAACGUAUGGACCCACCUACUGGCCGCCCUCAUCAUCUUAGUGAAAUGGCAGGAGAUCUCACAGACGGUUGAUUUUUUGCGAGACCCCCACGCUCAACCCCUCUUCAUCAUCCUCCUCACCUCCUUCACCUACCUCUCCUUCAGCGCCCUGGCUCAUCUCUUGUCCGCCAAAUCCGAGCUCUCUCACUACACCUUCUACUUCCUCGAUUACGUGGGCGUGGCCGUCUACCAGUACGGCAGCGCGUUGACACACUACUACUACGUCAUCGAAGAAGCUUGGCACGCAAGAGUGCAAGGGCUCUUUUUACCCGCCGCUGCUUUCUUAGCCUGGCUCACGUGCUUCGGCUGCUGUUACGGCAAAUACGCCAGUCCGACCGUGCCCAAGCUUACCCACAAGCUUUUCCAAGUGGUGCCGUCGGCUUUGGCUUACUGUUUGGACAUCAGUCCUGUGGUUCACCGCAUCUACGCGAGCUACCAGGAAGGUUGUUCCGACCUGGUGGUAGUCUACCACCUCUACCAAGUGCUAUUCUUUCUCAUCGGCGCCUACUUUUUCUCCUGCCCCCACCCGGAGAGCUGGUUCCCGGGGAAGUGUGACUUCAUCGGGCAGGGCCACCAGAUCUUUCACGUGUUUGUCAUGUUCAGCACCCUGGUGCAGAUCGAAGCGUUGCGGAUAGACUUCGGCGAACGGCGGCCGCUCUACGAACGACUCCACGGCGAUUUGGCUCACGACGCCGUGGCGCUCUUUAUCUUUACCACCUGCUGUAGUGCGCUCACUGCUUUUUACGUGCGCAAACGUGUGCAUGCUUCUCUUCAUGAAAAAUUCGCUUAAAUGCAAUGUUAUAUCUCGCAGGGGUGUCAAACUCAUUUUUGUUCAGGGCCAUAUUGUAGUUCUGGUUUCCCAUUAUGAUUCUGAACCCGUAUACAGUCAUUGUAAUUUUUAAUCACGUAUAUAAAACAGAAUCCAGUAAACAAAAAGUUGUUGGGUUUAUUUUGAAAGGGAGAUUAAAUGACUGCAUUGUCUCAAUGUUAUUAAAAGGGAACAUAAAUUGUCGGUAUAUUUUACGAAUAUAUACAUGAAGUCAGAGCACAUGAUUUGUAAUUGUAAGUCAUUUAAAAUGAUGUGGUGGCACUGGCGGAAGUAGAGGAGGGGAUGCAGGAGCACUGCCCCCCCAAAUUUGCUUGGACCCCCUAGGUGCCAGGCAAAAUGAUUGACUUUUGGGCAUUUUUUUAAUUUACCCUGGACUUUUUCUCUAGGGAAUUUAUAAUUAAUCGUUAUCGGCAUUUUAUUUUAAGAAAUUUAACCUCCUCAAGAAACCCCCCACCCCCCCCAGUUCUGUGAAUGCGGUCCAGAUAUGGCCCCCGGACCUCGAGUAUGACACCUGCGCUUCACCGUGACCAGCAAUUCUAUUGUAAUUUGUUAUUUUGUAACGGUGACUUCCUUGUGUAAUCUGCCAAACCACAGUGAACAGUUUACAGCCCAUUUAGUCGUCAGCAAGGGGGAUAGUUGAAUCCCACAGCCGCACAUUUCAUUGUAUUUAUUUUCUUCCCAGUAUCUUGUUGACGUUUUUAUGCUCGCAACAGUUCUUAAAAUGAAGUCUCAACAUAACGCUCAUUUGUUUUUCUCAACGAUUCAAUGCUAUUGUAGAGACUGAUUAAAGGAACCUGAUUGUUUUGCUUAUAAAGUCUUAUAAUGUAUUAUGAACAAUUGGAGGCAUGUUGAUUGUCUGCAACUGUGUUUUAAGUUGGAGUGUUUUCAUUCCCAUUCCAAAAUGCACGUUUUUGCUAACUGUACAAAAAAAAACCUCUAAGUCUGAUUUAUAGUUUAUGCAGACCAAUAACAUAUUGAAGCUCCUCUAUAUUUUUUUUAAAUAUUUUUUUUCUUAUCCUAUUUUAUUCUGUCUUUCUUUUUGUAUUUUCUAAUGAUAAUCAUGCCAAACAAAAACAAGAUGACAUAAAAUUACAUUUUUGUUUGGGAGAUUACAUUUCUCAAAGUGCUAUAAGUUCAGCUUUUGCCUUUUCACAUUCCACGGCGUUGCGGCUUGUAUGUGCACUAUGCUCUGCUUUUGAUAUGAUUUUCUUUUUGUAUGAUGAAAUUGUACAGUACGUGCCUCUAGCAUGUCUAUCCCUAUAUAAUGCAGAUGUUCUGGUGUGACAGCUUUUUCUGCACUGUAAGUGUUGCUUUCCUUCUGAAAACCGAACAUUUAUCACUUUGCUUUCCGCCUAAUAGCACUCUGAUAUUUAUAUCUUUUCAGAAGAAACACACCACAUUUUGAUUUUUUUGCUGCGUGCUUUCAAAUGUUUCAAUGUCUUCAUGCUUAACAGAUUAUAAAGAGAUAAAUAUUUUGUUCCUAUUGGUGCACUUUUGCCCUGAAGUUUGUUUUGGCUCUAGUCACAGUUAUGGUUUACUGUUUUAAAAUGUUAAUCUCAGAAAACUAAUUUCAUUCAUCACAGCAUUCUCUGCUCUUGGUGUUUUAUGAAUGUGUGUUUUUUUUUCAAUAAUGAUGAAAGAUAUUUUCAGACAUGACUUAAAUGAUGUCCUGACAGAAGCGCAUGUGGUGAGUUUAAUUGAAAAUCCUUUGAGUCGUUACGCACUGCCUGAAUCAACACUGUACUUACUGUGGCUGACCACGAUGUUAACAUGCAUGACGCCCCCCCCCCUCUAAAUACUAUUAUUGUAGGUAUUUUAUUGUGUUGAAAUUUAACAUUGAGUAACCCGGGAAGGGGUGGGGGGGCUGAUCUAAGUCAUACGUGGGAAUAUUUUAUAUGUUUGAAUCAAUUAUUAAUUUCAAUUGAAAAUAUUUUCUCCACAAAUGACAACAUUUAGGUCAAUUUUGUUUUUGUACCAGUGUUUUUUGAGUAAUAAGCAAAUUUGUGAACAGUAUUUUUCUCUGCAAUUGACACCUUGUCACCUAUUAUCUAAAUUGCAUGUUGUGAAAAAGAAGAACUGGAACGUGGGCAGCUAUGUGUUAAAAGUGAAUGUGUUAACAAAGCCUCUAAUGACGCCACCCAGGUUUGCCUUCAUUAUAGAAAGCAGGGUGAGAAAGGGCCAGAAUGUCUUGCCUCUUGACUGUGACUGGCUGUACUAAUGUUUAUAAGAAUUAAAGUGUUGCAUUAACUUAAAUCUUA